This is a messenger RNA of Cariama cristata (Red-legged seriema), 117 nucleotides long. It is a transcript of the gene CUNH12orf73, whose product is annotated as chromosome unknown open reading frame, human C12orf73. The record is from RefSeq and is a predicted model, not a curated record. The transcript has 2 exons. Lineage: Eukaryota; Metazoa; Chordata; Aves; Cariamiformes; Cariamidae. The annotation marks the transcript as partial.
AGGUACUACAGGCCUGACCUUAGUAUACCUGAAAUACCUCCUAAGCCUGGAGAACUGAAAACAGAACUGUUGGGUCUAAAACCAAGAUCAAGCAAAGUUCAGACUUCACAAGAGUGA